Molecule: messenger RNA, 2849 nt
Organism: Mycena citricolor
Lineage: Eukaryota; Fungi; Basidiomycota; Agaricomycetes; Agaricales; Mycenaceae
Source: the annotation of a GenBank genome assembly
UGCGAGCUUGGGUGUGUGAGUGAAUCCACCACUCUGGCGCUGGGCGCUUAGUGGCUGUGAACCGGGGUAUGGCUCGCGUAAGGCAGCGGGUAUAAAGAAACGCCGCUCGAACAUGAGGUAGGGCCCUCUACCUCCUGAUUUCGACUAUGCCGCAAGCUGACGAGCAACAGAACGAGAAACGAGAUACCGAUGAAGCGUUUUCCGAGCGCGAGAAAGCCAUUGGGAACAAACUCUGGGGUGUCUACAUCUCCGAGGCGGAGAAGUACGAUCAAGGUCUCAUCGAUGGCUGGCGCAGCGACAUGGAUGGAUUGCUGAUCUUCGCCGGUCUAUUCUCUGGCGUCGUCACGACGUUCAUUAUUGACAGCUAUAAAACGCUGAACCCCGACUCGGGGAGCCAGACCGUCGUGCUGCUGAACCAGAUCUCGCAGCAGCUUGCGAGCAUGAACAAUAGCACGGCGGUGAUGAACGCACUCCCUCCCGCCGCUCCCUUCUCGCCCCCGGUCUCAGCUCUCGUCUGCAAUGCACUCUGGUUCGCCAGCCUCGGUCUCAGCUUAUCGAGCGCACUCAUCGCGACCCUGGUCGAGCAGUGGACGCGGGAGUACCACCACCGGACGUCGAUGUUCUCCUCCAUCUCGAUCCGGUCACGCGUGUACAUGUAUCUGUACUACGGUUUGCGACGCUUUAGUAUGCAUGCCGUUGUUGGCAUUCCCCCGCUUCUGCUGCACACAUCACUGGUCCUGUUCUUCGCAGGUCUAGUGGCCUUUCUGGUACCCGUCAACGCGAUCAUCAUGAGCAUCUCCUCCGCUCUACUGGGCCUCUUCGUCUUGGUCUACCUAACGUUCACGGUGCUCCCGCUGUUUUUCUUCGACUGUCCGUACCAGACGCCACUCACACGGAUCCUCUGGCCGCUGAAACAGAGCUUGGGACACGCGCUGAGGGCUUACCUUUGGAGGGCAGUGGGUGUUUGCAAGACCUAUGUCUUGAAGAGAGUCCCCGUGACAGACCACGAGAAAGCCGUCGAAUCUGCUGGGACGACCCCCGCGGCCUCUGACAAAGGUUCUGCAGCUGAAGACACUCUUCCGCAGUCCCAGAGCAUGUUCGAAGCCAUCAGAUCAGAAGCGCUGCGUUCCACUGUCAAGACGGAGACCCGGGCACUUGCAUGGACCGUCCGGUCUCUCUCUGGCGACGAGGAGCUUGAGCCAUUUGUCGUGGGGCUCCCCCUGGUGCUGUGGGAUUUCGAGACCAGCAAGCCUCAUGGCGUGUACCGGGAUCAUUUCCACAGCUUGUUGCGGGAUCCAAAAAUCCAUCUCUGCCAGCGUCUCGGCGAUUUCAUGGCUGGCUCCAACAACAACCUGCUUGAGGACAAAGUCCGCCUGCGCCGCCAGCUCUCUGUGCUCCGGGCCAUCUGGGCCAUCUGCGCGUUCUCUCUGCACACGGAUUCGCCUCUGCCAAGUCCGAUCGGAGAAGCGGACGUCGACAAGGCGCUGCUCGGCUCCAAGUUCCAUGCUUCUCCUGACGUGCAGAGCAUGAUCCUUGACGUGACCGCUUUAAUCCGUCUGAACAUGAUUGAGCAUCGGAGCCGGGAGCGGGCCCCCACACAGCCGAGCAGUUCUGACGCCGAAGCGGAAGAGCAACGGCACGCAGACAUGCAUUGGACGUACACGGAUUAUCUUCUGACAUUUUCCAAAUGCGCUGCCAGCUUCCAACGGGAUGCAAUCAUUUCGCUCUUUGAUCGGUCACAAAUGCGCUUCACGGAAGCGGAUGGCUACAGAACUCUGUAUUGGGCUCUCAGAGAGCUGAUCGGAUCAGCGUUGGACAAGGCAGCGGACGAGAUAGCGGAGAACGUUAUCUUUGCUGCUCGUCUGAUGAUCAGCCCGUUUGCCCAGAUAUCAGGAUAUCCAGAGUGGUCGCCGUUGCUGGAGGGUCUUGGGCCUUUCCUUGUCCGACAUCCGUCCCUUGCCGUCUCCGACCCGGAAUUCGACUCAAAGCAUCAUUACACCCGAUUCCUGUGCUACAUGCUAUGUGGGAACCUUUUCAAUUCAAUUGAUCCCCAGUCAUGUGUCGACGCCCUCCAGCUGAUUUAUCGGGAAUUGCUUAACCCUGAUGUGUCACCAAGAGACUUGGAUACCCAUCUUUUGGUUCUUUGCACCCUGCGGACUGACGCAGCCAACAUCCGCACGCACCAUCUGGCUGCCAUCGUCCAGUACAUUGUGCUCAACAGUUCCAAGAGGGUUUCAUCGGAAUCGGAGCAAUUGUUGAACAUCUUCGAUGACGACUACUGGUUCCGCUCCGUGCUCGGCUUUGACAGCGAUGAACCAUCGGCACAGCAAAUUUACGACUGUGCACGUGUGGGUGUUUUCACCACUUUCCUCGAGCAGUGUACUUCCCGCAGUCUGGAUCAAAUAGAGCACGACCUGGACUUCAAUACGCUCAAGAGGAUACAGCACGCAGACAUGUCGAGAUCGACAUGGACGCUAUCCCGCGUUUCUUCGGUGAUCCCAACUGGACUGCAACAUCGAUUCGCUGACGCUGUCUCCGGAUUCAUCCGCAAAUAUCUAGAGAGCUGUCUUGCGGAACGUGACGGGCUCUACUCGGUGAUUCGCUGGGCCGUUCAUAAGUACGACGGAUGGAUGACUAAUGUGGAUGCAUUGUGCGUCCUGGAAUCGGCUCUGUCGGAGGUGCAAACAGACAAUCAGCAACUAACACACCGGGAGCGUGCUGGAGUGAUCCGGAAUUGGAUAAAGAAGCGGCCUCUUCUGCCUGAGAACAUUCCUGCCGCCUUUGUCCCGUUCGUGAGUGCGGAGGAAAGGCCGGACGCGGACAUUCCAUAUCGGGUUGGUCCGGAAUAG